GUUUUUCUUUCCUGCUCACAAGUUAUCUUUGACUUUACAUUCCAUUAUUUCCAUAUCUGCCAACUUCAAGUUGUCAACCUGUCAAGUUGUGUUCCAAAAGACAUUUCAUUUGGUGAAAAGCGAUAAUAAGUAAAUAACACUAUUCUACCAUAGUACCAGACCACCACCUUAUUAACCUACAUAUAGUAUAAUACGAAGUAUCUAUAAUUGCAUCAUGAUAUGUGCGUAAAUUUCUCAUGUUAAUUAUUUGCCAAAACAAACAAAAAAAAAAUAUAUAAAUAAAAGUAAAUGAUAGAUCUAUGAUUGCACCAUGACAAAUUUAUAACAUACUAUUCCAAAUUUAUUUUGCUACACCAUACCGUUGUCCUUAUACAAAAUAAAGUUAUAUACAGUCUAUACAGACGUACACGUAUUCAAUUUUGUUCCUUCCAUUAGUUACAACUUUAUAUACAUAUUUCACUAGUUAGAAAUUUCCACACACAUAUAUAUUGAUCUGCCUUAGCUUUAAAGGGUUAUAUAAAUCCAUCUACUACUAUUGCUAACAUUAUUGAUAGAAAACAUGGAUUUUAGGCUAUUAUUUUGGUAUACACUCAUGUUUACCAUGCCCAUAAUAUUGUUGAUAUCAUUGUAUAAACCCCAAAAAAGAAGAAUGAACCAACAAAAAAAGAUCCCUAGCCCAAGAAAGCUACCAAUUUUAGGGAACCUUCACCAAUUAUUUGGUGAUUUACCUCAUUAUUCUCUUCACAAUCUUGCCAAAGAACAUGGCCCUCUUAUGCUCCUACAAUUAGGCUCAAUCCCAACUCUAGUGAUUUCCUCCGCGAACAUAGCUAGAGAAAUCUUCAAGCCACACGAUCUAAUUUUCUCCGGUAGGCCAGAGCUAUACACCGCGAAAAGACUAAGUUACGAAUUAAAUGACAUCUCAUUUGCUCCGUAUGGUGAGUAUUGGAGAGAAGUUCGGAAGAUAGCCAUCCUGGAGCUACUUAGUGCUAAACGAGUGAACUCGUUUAGCACAAUACGAAAUGAGGAGGUAAACAUCGUGAUUAAUACAAUUAUUCGAUCCUUUUCGAGUAAUACAACUAUUAAUCUUAGCGAGUUGAUGCUAUCUCUAGCGAAUAAUGUUAUAUGUCGCGUAGCAUACGGUAAGAAAUUCGAUGGUGAGGCUAAAAGUUAUGAGAUAUUGAAGGAAACACAAACAUUAUUAGGAGAGCUAAAUGUAGCGGAUUUUUAUCCUUGGUUUGGUUGGUUGCUAAAUAAAGUAAAUGGGGUUGAUACUAGAUUAGAGAAGAAUUUUAAGGAGAUGGAUGAGUUUUAUGAUGAAGUUAUCCAAGAACAUAUUAAUGGUAGUAAAACGACGCGUAGAGAAGGUGAACAUCAUGAAGAUUUUGUUGAUGUACUUCUUCAACUUCAAAAAGAUCCAAAUCAAACAGUCAAACUCAGUGAUAUUCAAAUCAAGGGUAUUAUUACGGACAUGUUCAUAGCAGGGUCAGAUACAUCUGCGGCAACACUUGUAUGGAUAAUGACAGAGUUAAUAAAGAAUCCAUCAACCAUGAAAAAAGCACAAGAUGAGUUAAAAGAAGUUGUCAAGGGCAAACAAAGAGUUGAAGAAAGUGAUCUACAUAAACUUGCAUACUUAAAAUUGGUCAUAAAAGAGACAUUAAGGUUACACCCUCCAGUACCACUACUAGUCCCUAGGGAAACAACAGCACCAUGCACUAUUAUAGGAGGGUAUGAAAUACCAGCAAAAACAAGAGUACUUAUCAAUGCAAAGGCAAUUGCAAUGGACCCUAACGUGUGGCACACACCCAAUCCAAAUGUGUUCGAGCCAGAGAGGUUUUUGAAUAGCUCGAUUGACUAUAAAGGCCUAGAUUUCGAGUUGAUCCCAUUUGGUGUUGGUCGGAGGGGGUGCCCUGGGCUUGGUUUCGCGGUUUUGUUGAUUGAGCUUGCACUUGCUAACCUUUUGUAUUGUUUUGAUUGGAGUUUGCCUAAGGAGAUGACAAGAGAUGAUAUUGAUAUUGUAGAAGCUGUUGGACUUACCACGCAUAAGAAGAUUCCUCUUUGUUUGUUAGCUGCCCCUAGGUCCUUGUAACACAAAAUUUGUUGCUUGAUCUUUCAAAUUAACAGUUUUUCUGUUAUUCAAUUUGGAUGAAGUGAUGAUAUAAGAGAGGAGGUGAAUUGUAUUAGAAACUACAUGGUAUUUCCUCUGUUUAUUUAUUUAUGUUUUUCAUAAUUACUCGGUUUCUUUAGUUAUGUUUGUGAUGUGUGUCAAUGCAUAGUUAAUAUGAAGUAUAUUAUAAGCAUUUGAUUGUAAUAAAACUUUUGAUACAAAUCUUACAGAUGCUCAUAAAUAUACGUCGGUAAAGGUUGUACAUACCAUAUUAUCAU
Messenger RNA from Chenopodium quinoa (quinoa), 2382 nucleotides. Its product is annotated as cytochrome P450 71A9-like. NCBI's taxonomy places the organism in Eukaryota, Viridiplantae, Streptophyta, Magnoliopsida, Caryophyllales, Amaranthaceae. The transcript is spliced from 2 exons. The record is from RefSeq and is a predicted model, not a curated record. Gene Ontology annotation, molecular function: monooxygenase activity; oxidoreductase activity, acting on paired donors, with incorporation or reduction of molecular oxygen; heme binding. The coding region runs from base 560 to 2086 and encodes 508 amino acids.